Messenger RNA from Diutina rugosa, 1566 nucleotides. Its product is annotated as putative hydrolase. Bases 1 to 1566 code for a protein of 521 amino acids. Gene Ontology annotation, molecular function: monoacylglycerol lipase activity. The record is from RefSeq and is a predicted model, not a curated record. The transcript has a single exon. NCBI's taxonomy places the organism in Eukaryota, Fungi, Ascomycota, Pichiomycetes, Serinales, Debaryomycetaceae.
AUGACUGCCGGUGAUAUCAAUUUAGCGAAGUCAUCCGACGCUAACAAGAAGCCCUUGAUCAAAGAUGGCCACUUGUUUGUACUUAUCCAUGGUCUAUGGGGAUCUCCAAAUCACAUGAGUACCAUUGAAGAGCUCAUUCAACGCUUGCUUCCAUCAAGUACAAGCGAUAAGAUUUGCACACUUCGACCUCUGAGCUUUGCGUUUUGGAAGACGUACGAUGGUAUUCAAUACAUCUCCCAGCGGGUACUACAAGAGAUAUUUUUCGAAAUCGAAGCACUUCAAAAGGAUUUGGUGAAGGUGGUCAAAAUCUCCAUUAUUGGCUACUCCUUGGGUGGCUUGAUUGCUAGAUGCGUUAUAGGAUUACUUUACGAUUUGGACUUUUUCACAAACGUGAAACCGGUGAUUUUCACAACUUUUGCCACCCCUCACGUUGGAGUUCAAUUCUUCAAAGAAAACCUCUUUGAUUACACGGCGAAUCGUCUUGGUCCAUUCAUGUUCGGUCAGACAGGGAAGGAGUUAUUUAUUCGAGACUCAAAUCGGUUACUUGCUGAUAUGGCAAAUCCAUCAUUAUCGUAUUAUAAGGGAUUGGCAUUGUUUGAGUUGCGAAUCGUUUUGAGCAACGUUAAGAACGAUCGGACGGUCCCAUUCUAUACGUCAUUCAUCACAGAGUAUUCUCCUUUUGACAAUUGGAAGUACGUCAAAAUCAAAUAUAUCAAAGACCUUCCUGAAGCCACAAUUGGCAAAGCCAAAGUCAGACCAAAGUUUGUUGAUAUGCGUCGAACCCGCAAUCUCUCUCCUGAAGAAGCCCAAGUGUUCCGAGGUAACAUCCAAGAAGAAACCCUGAUGAUUCGACGCAAUCGUGUUCUUCGUUUUAGUAGUUUGGUGAUGAUUGUGUGCGUGUUCUUGCCUGUAUGGAUACCAACAGUAUUGUGUACCUCUUUUCUUGUGUCAAUCUUCAGUGUGGGUCAAGUCAGAUUUCUCAAAAAACUCAAUUCUCUGCACCAUUGGCUGCAAAUCAAGUCACUGGUCUAUGACGGCAAGCUGAACGUCGACAUUGAAAACGUCAACCAGGGAGUGGUGAAUCGGGUUGAAAGAGGACGCUUGUCACGUCAGGGAUCUUUCAAAGGUGAGACUCUGGAAAUGACUGAAAACACGUUGGAAGGAAUCAUGUACGCCAGAGAACAACUAAAACAGUCUACUGAGCCCAAUAUGGAUGACGAUGAUAGCGAUGAAUCUUUGGAGAACGAAAUUACGAACAUUGGUGAGAUCAAUAUCAAAACAAAUGAUGAUACUGUGGCCAAGUGUAUACACGAUCUCAAGUUACAACAAGAAAACAUAAGUAUUUUCACUGACGCCAGUCGGCUCAAACUUGAGGAUUUCAAGCGAGACAUUAUCAAGAAUCUCAACACCCUUGAUUGGAUCAAAAUACCUGUCUUCAUUGAUGCUUGGAAUUCGCACGAUGGUAUAGUUGCUAGGCGUGGACCAAAGACAAAUCCCAAGGGUACGUCUACCAUUGGGUUAUGGUGCUCAAUUCUUCGGCGUCAUUUGAAACAGGAAAGCAUGUAA